Molecule: messenger RNA, 2295 nt
Organism: Anastrepha obliqua
Lineage: Eukaryota; Metazoa; Arthropoda; Insecta; Diptera; Tephritidae
Product: putative inorganic phosphate cotransporter
Exons: 4
Coding region: 280-1932 (550 amino acids)
Biological process (GO): transmembrane transport; monoatomic anion transport
Cellular component (GO): plasma membrane
Molecular function (GO): transmembrane transporter activity
Source: RefSeq, a predicted model, not a curated record
UCAGUCGUGCGUAAGCGUUCAAUGGUUUAAAUAAUUACUCGGACCUUCUCGUAUAUCGUAAUGGACUUGGCACCAUACAACCAUUGACUUUUUAAUGCAGUUCAUCAUUUGCGGACGGUGCUGACAGUUUGAUUUCUUAAGCGCCAACUUAAAUUUAGAUGAAAUUCGGGAAAAAGCAGUUUAGAUUUGAAAAAAACUGUAUUUGAUUUAAAAAAUAAUUCAUUGAACAAUAAAAUAAAAAUAAAAGAAAUAUUUUAAAGUGCCUGGAAGUGCGACAAAAUGACACCAACGAUAAAUAAAGGUCCUCCCUUUGGCAUGCGGCAUGUGCAAGUCUUGCUAAUAUUCCUGAAUAUUACGUUCUUAUAUUUUGCCCGCUUAAAUGUUUCGGUGUCUGUGGUGGCCAUGACAAAUGCCAAUACAACGAAUCCAAAUUUUCCGGAAUACGAUUGGAAUGAAAAGCAGAAAUCAUACGUCUUAUCGAGCUUCUAUUGGGGCUAUGUGAUAACACAGUUUCCGGGUGGUUAUUUGAGUCAUUGUUUUGGCUCCAAAAUAGUAAUAUUCUUUUCAACUUUUUUCUCUGCACUCUGCGGUAUUUCAACACCAUGGUUCGUCUCUUUCGGUAGUUGGAAAGCAUAUUGCGCCAUACGCUUGGCAAUGGGUCUAUCGCAAGGCGUCUUGUUUCCGGCUAUACAUCAGCAUAUCGGGAAAUGGGCACCAAAUAGCGAACGCAAUCUUUUGGGUGGACUUAGUCAUUCAGGCUGCGAUAGUGGUGUUGUGAUAGCUAUGGGUCUUAGUGGCUUCAUAGCUAGCAGCUCACUUGGUUGGCCUGGCAUAUCUUAUAUAUCAGCCGUCAUUUGCUUUGCUUGGUGUUUAAUUUGGAUAUUUUUUGGUUUUGAUAAUGCGCCUUCAGCACGUUUUAUAACACCUGAAGAAUGCCAGUACAUUGAAUCGGACUUAAAACAUGCAAGUAAUUUCCAUAAAAAGAAUAUUCCUGUACCAUGGGCGGCUUUCUUUACUUCAGUGCCUUUCCUAAGUCUUCUGGUGACGCGUUGUGCACAAGUUUGGGCAUUUUCAACACUGCAAACCGAGUUGCCUUCGUAUAUGGCUGGUGUAAUGAAUAUGAAUAUAAAGAGUAAUGCCCUCUACUCUUCAGUACCCUAUGUUGUAAUGUGGAUACUGUCAUAUAUUUAUCUCUUUUUUAUGAAUCUUUUGCUUGGCAAGCAAUUAGCAACACUGACAGUUUUACGUAAAACAGUAAAUACAAUUGCAUUUUGGACACCAGCAGCUAUGCUUGUCGGCAUAAGUUACCUGGGCGAAGAGCAACAAACACUAGGGAUCGUGCUUAUAACCUCAGCUAUAGGCAUAAAUGCGGGAGCGACAAUUGGUUCCACAUUGAAUACGAUCGAUUUAACACCUAAUCAUGCAGGUAUUUUGAUGGGCAUUACCAAUACGAUUGCAAACUUUGUGCCAAUUCUAACACCACUACUUGUUGGGGUUGUUGUAACGGACGAGCACAAUCGCUCACUUUGGCGCAUCGUCUUCAUUAUAUCAGCGGCAGUUUUAUUUAUUGGUAACUUAGUUUUUAUUUUGGGUGGAUCUGCCGAAACCCAACCAUGGGACGCACCUGACUUUCUGACUCGUAAUAAUGCAGAUGCUAAGACAUAUAGUGAUCCAAAGCCUGAAAGGAGUAAAAGAAAAUUUUCUGAGGAAUCGCAUAUUCUGACAAUAGCCGAAGAAAAGAAAAAUGGUACAUUGACUUUGGAUAAUUUACAUGCAGAUAAAAUCACUGGCCGGGAACAGUUUAAUGGCAUUUGUAACAACGCAUUUGAGUUGAUUACAUCAGAAGAAUUGAAGGGUGAAAAAGCAACGACUGAGGCAAUGAAAAACUCUAAAGCAAACAGAGAUGGGGGAAUGGAUACUACGAAACUCUAAAGGUAGAAAUUAGAAAUGUACGAAGAAGUACGUAUAGAAAACAUGAAUGAAACGAUGGAAUAAAAAUAAAAGGUCACACAAAAACUUGCAAAACAAUCUAUGCACAGAUUUAUUUUAGAAACAGAUUGAAGUAAAAUUUAAUUAAAAAAAACACGAUGUGACGAGUUUCGAAUCGCCCAUAAUAAGCAAACUAUAGAAACCGAGUCACAUGCAAUACUAAAAUAGGUUGCGUGCGAAAAUAAUGAGAAAACGAGUGAAAUUUAAUAUAGAAAAAGAGGAGAGUGUAAUUUCGUUUAGCAGUGGCAAAUUUCUUGCCUCUCAUAUUAAAUGAGGAAAGUGAAAGCGAGUCAUAAAUUAAAGUUA